UGAGCGUUAUAUUAGAUGUCUCGUGUGCAAAAUACUCAUUAUGCAACAGGAGUGAUAGACGUGCUGUUGAUAUUUUCUGUUGAUAGAAGAGUUCAUUUGGCCUGGUGUUGUGAAAAAGAAAGUGCUCUGAAAGUGAUUCGUGGUCUGAGUUUUGAGAAUGAAAUUAUAUUCUUUUGAGAUUGUAAAAGAAUUAUAAUAUGGUAAGAAAGUUUUUGCGAUUUAAGUGGCAAAGAGAGUACGAAGUUAACUGCACUUUGAGACCAGAAGAGCGAAAAAUUCAAGAAAAUAAAAAGUUGGAAGACGUAAAAUAUAAAGACAAUUGGACAAUGACUGUCAAUGAGAAAGAUAUACUCGAAACAGAAGCAAAUCCUAAACACUUGGAAAGAUAUAUGGACAAAAGCAAAAAGAGAAUCGCUGUCAUCGGCGCUGGUGUUUCAGGAAUGUCCUCAAUAGCUAUGCUCAAAGAAGAAGGGCUCGAACCUGUUUGCUUUGAAAAGACCGACAGGCCAGGUGGCACGUGGUUCUAUAGAGAGGAAACCAUAGAAGGUGUUGCUUCCAUUAUGCCAACGACAAUCAUCAAUCACAGCAAGGAAAUGGGAGCAUUUAGCACUUUCCCUCCUGCCAAGGAAUAUAAUAAUUACAUGAGACAUUACGAAAUGUACCAAUAUCUAAUGGAAUACUGGAGCAAAUACGAUUGCUUGAAGCAUGUCAGAGUGAACAUGGAAGUCAUUAGCGUCAAGCGAACAGAUGAUUACAAUGAAACAGGACGCUGGGCAGUAACGGCGAAGAGUUUAAUUACGAAUGAGAUAUCAACUGAAGUUUAUGAUGGCGUGGUGGUUUGUGUUGGUCACAUUAAUCGCCCGAAAAUGGCCAUUUUCCCUGGACAAGACAAGUUUAAAGGCAAGAUAAUACACAGUCACAGCUUAAAAGGUGUAGAUGAAUAUAAAAAUCAGGUGAUUGUGAUUGUAGGAACAGGAUGCUCCGCUUUGGAUGCAGCAGUAGAAACGAGUAAUGUGGCGAAACAAGUAUAUGUCAGUUCAAAAACUGGAGCUCAUAUCAUGACAAGAAUUGGACCCCAUGGGAAACCUAUGGAUUAUGUUCUUCUCAGGAGAUACUUAACAAACUAUUUGAACUUAUGGCCUCGAGACUGGUGCAGUAAGUUCCUAGAAAAGAAAUUUUUAGAUUCGAAAUUCGAUCACAAAUUAUAUAAAGUUCACCCAAAACAUAGAAUGCUUUCAAAAGAUCCCAUCAUCAACGAUCAUAUCGGAUCGAAAUUACUCUCUGGGUCCGUCGUUCAGAAGGGAGACAUCAGCCAUUUUACAGAAACCGGUGUCGUCUUCAACGGCGAGGAUGAAGAGACCAGGGCAGAUACUGUAAUCAUGGCAACCGGCUACACGUGGAAAUUUCCUUUUCUGGAUGAUGAUAUCGUCAUCCAAGAAGAAGGAAGAUUUAAACUUUACAAAUGCAUGUAUCCUCCGCAUUUGCCACACCCCACUUUGGUCCUUGUAGGUUUCGUUUUAGUUUGGGGACCUGGCAUGCCAGUUGGUGAAAUGCAAGCUCGGUGGGCUGCUAGUAUUUUUUCGGGCAGAAACAGUUUACCCUCAGUUGAAGAAAUGGAAAAAGAUAUUCAGAAAAGACAUUCAAGAAAUGCAAAAUGGUAUGCACCGAAUGAUAAAAUGACUAUUCGUGUUGAUUUCGUUCAAUACUUGGACGAAAUUGCAACACUGUUAGGUGCGAAGCCAAACUUUUGCAAAUUGUUCUUCACUGAUCCAAAACUAUUUUGGAAAUUAAUUUGGGGUCCUUCGCUUUCGUAUCAGUAUCGAUUACAGGGCCCUCACAAAUGGAAAGGCGCAAGGGAGACCAUUUUGACAAGCAAGGAAAGAUUGAUGUUCCCACUUAAAUUUCACCAAUGCCAAAAAAGAGGAGUUGAAAAGGAAAAAGGUCUGGUGAAGGCUUUCUAA
Molecule: messenger RNA, 1961 nt
Organism: Argiope bruennichi
Lineage: Eukaryota; Metazoa; Arthropoda; Arachnida; Araneae; Araneidae
Product: flavin-containing monooxygenase 5-like
Exons: 5
Coding region: 198-1961 (587 amino acids)
Molecular function (GO): flavin adenine dinucleotide binding; NADP binding; N,N-dimethylaniline monooxygenase activity
Source: RefSeq, a predicted model, not a curated record